AUGCCUCUCCUUCCAGUCGCUAUGUACGGCCUUGAGGUCCCAGCAGGAGAUAUUCUCAUUCCCGCUGUCCCAGAUUUCCCAGCUACCUUCCGCAUUACCAUGGCAGCAAUCGACCCAACUGAACCUGCCGAUGAUGCUGAAGGUGUCAAGCCUAGAUCAACCUUGAAGGUCAUUCGUCAAUCGAGUGCUGAGGAUGAUGAAGAAGACAGUGAAGAUGAAGAUGAAGGUUCGGAUGAUUUAUUACGUGCUUUGUUGGCAGAUAAUGACUCUGGAUCAGAUGAGGACAGCGAGGACGACGAAGAAGCCAAUGGUGGACCAAGCGACCCCUCCAAGUCCAAGAAGGCCCAAAAGCAAGCUGCUCUUAAGGAACUUCUUGCUUCCAUCAGCAAAGACGAUUCCGACGAAGAAAUGGAGGACGCUUCCGACAAGAAGAAGGUCGCCAAGAAAGGAAAGGCGAAGGCCGCCGCCGAGGUCGAGGAGGAGAGCGACGAAGAGAGUGAGGAUGGUGAGGGUAUUGAGGUUGAGGAAUAUGUUCUCUGCACUCUUGACCCAGAAAAUCACUAUCAACAACCUCUCGACAUCACCAUUGGCGAGGACGAGACUGUUUUCUUCAAGGUCACUGGUACCCACACAAUCUUCCUUACUGGUAACUACGUGAUUCCAGAUGAUAACGGACACAACCACCACCACGAGGUUUACGACUCUGAUGAGGAAGAUGAUGAGGACUACGAUCUCUCUCCAGAUGAGGAUGAACUCGAACUCGAGAUGGACUCGGAUGAGAGCGAUGAACUCGAUGGUGCCCGUAUUACUGAGGUCGAGUCCGAGGACGAGGCCCCAAAACUUGUCAAGGCUGACAAGAAGGGAAAGAACAAGCGCUCUGCUGAUGAAAUCGAGGAGGCCGCAUCCCUCGAUGCCAUUAUCGCCAAGGCUGCUGAAUCUGAGGAGCCAAAGCUUAGCAAGAAGCAACAAAAGAAGUUGAAGAAGAACAAUGGCGAGGCUGCUCCAGCCAAGGCAGAGGAGGUCAAGAAGGAUGCUGCUAAGGAUGAGAAGAAGGUUCAAUUCGCUAAGAAUCUCGAGCAAGGACCUACUGGAUCUGCCGCAGCUAAGGUUGACCCCAAGAAACCUGCAUUGGGCAUCAAGACUGUCGACGGAGUAAAGAUCGAUGACAAGAAGCUUGGUUCCGGACCAGUCGCCAAGAAGGGUAACAGAGUUGGCAUGCGCUACAUCGGAAAGUUCACUGAUGGCAAAGUUUUUGACUCAAACAAGAAGGGCAAGCCUUUCUCCUUCAAGCUCGGUGCCGGCGAGGUCAUCAAGGGCUGGGACAUCGGUGUUGCUGGUAUGUCAGUCGGUGGAGAGCGAAGAUUGACAAUUCCAGCACACCUUGCAUACGGCAGCAAGGGUGUCCCUGGUAUCCCAGGUAACUCCACUUUGACUUUCGAUGUCAAGCUUCUUGAGAUCAAGUAA
This is a messenger RNA of Botrytis fragariae, 1464 nucleotides long. Its product is annotated as putative fkbp-type peptidyl-prolyl protein. Gene Ontology annotation, cellular component: nucleolus; chromatin. The record is from RefSeq and is a predicted model, not a curated record. The transcript is spliced from 5 exons. Gene Ontology annotation, molecular function: macrolide binding; peptidyl-prolyl cis-trans isomerase activity. Lineage: Eukaryota; Fungi; Ascomycota; Leotiomycetes; Helotiales; Sclerotiniaceae. The coding region runs from base 1 to 1464 and encodes 487 amino acids.